UUUCUCAUUCAUCUCUUCUCAAUUUACUCUCUGUUCAUAACAAUCUCUCCAAAUUUACAAAAAAAAUCAUCUUUUUAGCUCAAAGAAUCAAUUUUUAUAACACCCAAAAUCAAGAAAUGGCAGCUAAUUCAGUUAAUACAAUCUCAAUGCUUGAUUCCAACAUGGAAGUUGAUAAGCUCACAAAUGAAAUUUUCUCAAUUCUUGAAAACAAAUUCCUCUUCGGUUACGAUGACCCAAAAAAAUCUGUCACCGGAAUAGAGGACAAUUUGUCAGUUCAGUUCGCCGGUAACAAGAAUGUCGGCGCCGGAAAAGUCAGAAUUUUGUCAAUUGAUGCUGGUGGGUCUACUGAUGGUGUCCUUGCAGCAAAAUCUUUAACCCAUUUGGAAUCUACCCUUCGUCAGAAAUCUGGAAAAUCUGAUGCCCACAUAGCUGAUUUCUUCGAUGUCGUCGCCGGCUCCGGCACCGGCGGUGUUCUCGCCGGUCUUCUUUUCACACGUGGGGCUGAUGGGGUUCCUAUGUUUACAGCUGAGGAAGCUCUGAAAUUCAUCGUUGAGAAUGGUGAGAAAAUUUGCCGGAGUUCCAAGACUGGAUUUUUCCGGCAAGUUUCCCGGCCGGCGAAGGUGUUUAAAAAAGUGUUCGGAGAUUUAACGUUAAAAGAUACGAUGAAAGCGGUUUUGAUCCCCUGCUACGACCUGAAGACAGGUGCACCGUUCGUUUUUUCCCGCGCUGAUGCAUGGGAAAUGGACGGCUGUGAUUUCUCCAUGUCGGAUGUGUGUGGGGCCACGAUGGCUGAUCGUGCGGUUGAUUUGAAGUCAAUUGAUGGUCGUUCGAAGAUCACAGCCGUUGGUGGUGGAAUAGCGAUGACUAAUCCAACGGCUGCGGCGAUUACACAUGUCCUUAAUAACAAGCAAGAGUUUCCAUUUGCUAAUGGAGUUGAAGAUUUAUUGGUUGUUUCAUUGGGUAAUGGAGAUUCAGAUUCCGGCACCGGAAAUGUCAUGUCAUCACCGGCGGCGUUCGUUAAGAUUGCCGGAGAUGGAACCGCCGAUAUGGUAGAUCAAGCUGUAUCAAUGGCAUUUGGACAAACAAGGAACAAUAACUAUGUAAGAAUUCAAGGAAAUGGUAUUGUUGGGAAAAAAUACCAAUUAAUUAAAGAUGAAAAUAUGAACAAAUGUGAAAAAAUGAAGAAAAUGGUGGUAAUUGCUGAGGAAAUGUUAGGGCAAAAAAAUGUUGAAUGUGUAUUAUUUCAAGGAAAGAAAUUGGUUGAAAAUUCAAAUUUGGACAAAUUGAAGACAGUCGCAAGUGAAUUGAUCAAAGAACAAGAAAGGAGAAAAACGAGCAUUUUGCCUCCCGUGGUUUUGAAACAUGCAUCACCAUCCCCUAGAACAUCGUCCGCGACAACUUUGUCCUGCGAUUCAUCGUGUUAAAUUCAAAAGGAUCAGUAAUUAUCUGAUGAAAUAGUUAAGGUGUGUGCAUACUAGUCUGAAAAAAGAAAAGGACUAGUGAUUAGUAGGGUAGGGAAAUGGAAGUUGAGUUUAGUUGAGUCGAGUUUGGGUUGAGAUAAAUUAGACUUGAAAUAUGGGCGCGAAGCCACUUGUGAUGAACUCAAAUGUAACGAGCGAGUUCGAUCAAGCUGAGCUCUACUAAAAUAGCCCAACAAUUUUUUUGUUUAUCCUUUUUUUUUACUUUUGUUUUGAUUCUUGGGUUGGUUUGUAGUUGAAAUGUAUAUUUAGGAAUGCAUCUUGAUGAUGAAUGUUUAUAUGUAUGUAUAUGCUUCUAGUAAUAUGAAUGGAUUGCUCAUUCGAGAAAUGAGAAAGAUUUGUUAAGUAAAA
Messenger RNA from Solanum stenotomum, 1829 nucleotides. Its product is annotated as patatin-like protein 3. The transcript is spliced from 2 exons. Gene Ontology annotation, biological process: lipid metabolic process. The record is from RefSeq and is a predicted model, not a curated record. The coding region runs from base 117 to 1424 and encodes 435 amino acids. Lineage: Eukaryota; Viridiplantae; Streptophyta; Magnoliopsida; Solanales; Solanaceae.